AUGGGUAUAAAAACAACUGAUAUUGAAAAAUCACUUGAAAAUGAUGAUAUUCUUGAAAGUAAAACCUUUGAAUUAUCUGAAAGUAAUACAAAGUCAUUUGAUAUAACUAAAAAUAUAAAUAUAAAAAGUAGUGAAUUUGUUAAAUUAUGGUUAGAUGAUGUAGAUAUUAGAUCAUUUGGAACAUCUAAUAUUGAUAAUAUAAAAACUAUAUAUUCUACAAAGGAAGAUGAAAAUAUUUUUAGUGAUAAUGAAUAUCAAAUAGAUUUUCUUAUGAUGGAAAAUAAUAUUCGUGAAAAAUUAAAAACUAUUCGUGAAUAUGAAAAUAUAAAUAAUAAUGAGACUAUAGAUAUAGAUGAUUAUACUAAGAGACGAAUUAUAUCUGCAGGAGUUCAGAUAAGUGUACCAAUUGAACAAGAACAAGAUAAAGAUAAAUUGAUUAAACAAAAUCAACAAAUAAAUAAGAUAGAAUGUAAAGAAAUGGAAAUUCAACCAAUAAUUCUUACUGAAUCUAAGCAAUUAAUAGCUGUACAAAUAUUAGAAGGUAUAAUCCCAAUUCAUAAAAUAGGGAAUCAAGUUACUGAAGAUUAUUGUAAAGGAAAUCCAUCAUAUGAAAUUAAUCAGUUAAAUAUUAACCAAGAUAAUAGUAAAGAAAUUCAAGAAAUAAUUAAGAAAUUAAAUAAUAGUAAACAAAAAUUAAAUCAAUCUAUAGCAGAGAAGAAACUUCAAAUAACCCAAUUAAGGUAUGAAUUAGAUAAUAUGGUAAAUUCUGUAAAUCCUUCAAAAUCAGGGAAUAUUGAGCUAACUAAGAAGGAAUUGAGAAAAAAGAAUAUAGAACUAAAUGAUUUAAUUUAUAGAAAACAAAAAAUAAAAGCUAAUAUAACUACUCUUAAGAGAUAUAUUAAAGAGACUGAAGAGAUAUCACCAGUUAGAUCUAAAGGGGAAUCUAGAAAAGAGGUUAAAAAAGACACUUUGAAUGAAGAUACUAAAAAGAAGAUUGAAAUGUUAGCUAAAAUGACUUUAUGGCUUCAAGAAAAUACCAAUGUAUCUAUUACAAGAGACACGCGUCAAAAGCGUGGUGAGAAUACUAUAAGACAUUUAUCACAUCUAUAUAUAAAUAAUAGAGCGCUUUUUGAUACUACCGCUAGAUCUAUAAAAAGUAAAUAUAUAAAAGUAAGGGAUUCUAAACGAGCUAAUUUACUCAGUAAUACAUAUUCUGAUAUAGAUAAGGAAAAUAUAGAUAUAUUAACUAAUAAGACAAUUGGACAAAAUGGAGAGGGGGAAGAAGUUGAAUUUGUAAUAAGUGAAGAAUCUACAGUAUAUUGA
This is a messenger RNA of Cryptosporidium muris RN66, 1323 nucleotides long. RefSeq lists its product as uncharacterized. The record is from RefSeq and is a predicted model, not a curated record. The transcript has a single exon. Bases 1 to 1323 code for a protein of 440 amino acids. Lineage: Eukaryota; Apicomplexa; Conoidasida; Eucoccidiorida; Cryptosporidiidae.